Molecule: messenger RNA, 1426 nt
Organism: Owenia fusiformis
Lineage: Eukaryota; Metazoa; Annelida; Polychaeta; Sabellida; Oweniidae
Source: the annotation of a GenBank genome assembly
GAAAAACCAUAAAUCGUGAGCGAUAUUACUAAGUUGUAAGAUUUAACAGUUACAAUUACUACUACAGUAUGAUAUAAAACAAAGAUGUGACGGUGACAACGACCACCUUCGUUUUUCUUCUUUCACCCUGUAGGAUACAGAUUUUCUUUCACGAGGACUGCUUAUACAGAAUAUGAUGAAGCUGUUGUUCUGCAUUUGUAUCAUUCACUGCUUACAAAUUUCACUACAAGGAGAGAACAUCAAGAAACACCAAGAUAAAGAGCCAUAUAGUUUCUUGGUUCAACUCACUGAAGAAUGUGAUGAGAAGACAUACUUGGAAAAGAUCAACAGGUUCUUCCAAAAAGCUGUUCAAGAUGAAGAUACCAUCAAACCAUGCAGUUUUGGCAAAACGAAAAGCAUUGGGAAAUUCAGAUAUUUCAUUGCACAUUGUUUUCGCGAAAGUGAUGUGGGACAGUUGAGGAAUGUUGACGCAGGAUGUGUUAAAAGGAUUGAAGAGAAUGGAAUCUUAGAUGUGGAUGGCAAGAAAUGCAAAACGAAAACUGGCAAAUUCAACAAUACACAUUGCUUUCCCAAUAAAGCACAUUCAUGGGGUCUCGACAGGUUAGAUCAAAAUGGCAGCACAAAACUCGAUCGAAAGCUCCAUGUAAACUAUUUUGGACGGAAGGUGACCGGUUUUAUAUUUGACACAGGAGUUGAUCCUAAAAACCAAGACUUUUGUGACAGAUUUAGCAAAAAGCUCAGUGUUAAUGCUGUCGUGCUAGGGAAGAGUGCUUGGGAUAAACAUGGACAUGGGACGCACAUCGCAGGACUAUUUGGUGGUUACAAAUAUGGUGUCGCCAAAGAAGCCGAUAUUGUCUCUGUGAAAGUAUUAACAAAAACGAAGAAAGAUGGCCUAGCCAAUGUUUUAGCAGGAAUAGAAUAUGUAAGCAGUUUGAAUAUGAAACGUAAGAUUGGGGUAAUGGCCUUGAGGACUCCCAAGAGUGCCAUCCUAAACGAAGCUGUAGACGCAUUUGUUGACAAGGGAGGCAUCAUGGUUGUGUCCGGAGGGUCAGCAAAUUUGGACGCAUGUGACUUCUCCCCCGCAUCAUCUGUGAAGGCUAUAACUGUAGGUUGCACCACACAGAACGACACCAUAUGUGAAACAUCGAAUUAUGGCCCGUGUAUAAAUAUAUUUGCACCAGGCUGGUCAAGCAUUGGGCCAGAUAUUGGUGGCGGUGAGGCCGUCUAUCAUGGUACAUCUCAAGCUGCAGCAUAUGUGGGAGGAAUAUUGGCAACGAUUUGGGGAGAAUUUCCCUCAACUAGCGGCAAAUUUAUCAUCAAGAAGUUUUAUCAAUUGGCUGAAAAGGGUGCUUUGUCUGGUCUACGUUCAUCUGAAACUGGCUCACCCAACUUGAUGGCCAGGGUAGCACCGUGUACACCACAUUAG